Molecule: messenger RNA, 735 nt
Organism: Aspergillus luchuensis
Lineage: Eukaryota; Fungi; Ascomycota; Eurotiomycetes; Eurotiales; Aspergillaceae
Exons: 1
Coding region: 1-735 (244 amino acids)
Source: RefSeq, a predicted model, not a curated record
AUGCCCUUGAAUCCUUUCUUAUCAAUUGCCCUUCAAACUGCCGUGGUGGUGACCACACUGGGCUUCACCCCGGCCCCGUCAAGCAUGAGGCCUGGCGCAUUGGUGGUUGUCGCACUAUGUACUGGCCAUUGUAUCUCCACUGCAUUGGGAUACUUCGUUCGGACACCAUGGGCCAGCCUGGCAGGUGGUUAUUCGGUCAUGUUACUGCUUCAUUAUAUCGACAUAGGUUUGUUGACGCGGUGGGAAUUUGUUGACCCCUCCGCGGCGAAAUCGCCCGAGCCGCUAAAUUCAACCUGGGUGGCCCGUGUACGGUUUGGUAUCUGGGCGGCCUUCAAUGCGCGAUGCAUUGGAACGCCUGAGCAAGUGAACCAUGUUCCUGAGGCGAUCACCUGCGACCGAGCCGCAUUUCUCCGUCGAUCUGCGGGAAUUAUCCUCCUCAGUUACCUGGGCCUCGAUGUGCUCGGCUCGAUGGGCGAUCCUGAAGUGGGAUCUCGCUUCCUCGUUGCAUCUCGUGUGCCGUUGUUUCGGAGGAUCUCCAAAAUCAGUGCGGAAGAGAUUGUCAUUCGAGUCGUUUCAGGCAUUGCAGCUGGCAUAGGCUUAUUGGCCAGUCAGGGUGGUUUCUAUUAUCUCUUCGCAUUCACCAGCGUUCUUGCGAGGUGGAGUAAACCGCAGGACUGGCCUCCUUUGUACGGAACCUUGUCGGAUGCGUAUAGUCUGCGAAGACUGUGGAGGUAA